GUUUUUGGUCGUUAUUUCGUUAGCCAACAUAUGUUGUCAUAUGUAGGCUAGCUGAAGACAAUGUUCAAAAAUAAUUAUCAGGGUGGAGCUGUAGUGGAAGUGUUCAGUGCGCAGGGAAAUAACCCUGUCGCUAAAUGGAAACUUCAGGGAGCUCCAGCUUCUAUAAAGAAAAUUUUUGAUAAAGAAGUGAAAGGAUUUGUUUACUGUGUGGAAGGCAGCAGCCAAACAGUUAAAAUGCUAAUUCCAGAGGACGGCAAAACAACCCUUGGACUCCUUCAACGAUUCCUAGUUCUUCAGGUGAAUAUUCCUGAAUGCAGAGACUUUUCCAUUGAGCUCAUAAUAAGCGAUUCAACACAUCUCAAAAAGAGACUAUAUUUCUCAACGGUGCAUAAAGAAUUCUCCGCUACACCUCUGCAUGCAAGGAUACCUUUUGUCUCACUGAAACAAAACAUUUGGAGCAAUUUGUGCAUCGACCUUGUGUCCUUUACGGCCGAGCUGUUCAAGACGGCUGUCUUUCGGACCCUGGAUAGCAUCGCCGUGUGUGCCAACUGUAAAAUACGGAGGAUCUUCACCAUGAAAACAGAGGCGACAGACACCUCCGACGACAGCCUUUUCAGUGAGCUUGGCCUGGGGGAGGUGAUCCCACGUAGCUGCCGGUUCCCACAAGACGUCUGCCACGUGACCCAGGUGUUCAGCAUGGAGGGGGCGCGGCAGACGGCAGCCACUAAACUCCUGAACUCCGACUCUGGUCGACACAACUCCCCGGCUUCAGCAGGUGGGUCAGCCGUGUCCCGGAAACACUCCUCUGCGUCCCACGUAGCCUUCGGCACCCGGGUCUCGCGGCCCCCUCCUCCCCCUCUUCCUCCUCCUCAUCCUCAACAUGCCAGGAAGAGAAGCAGAUCCCGAGAGGAGAUGCACGCGAGGGGCUCCGAACUCAGCCUUCUGCCAAGCCAAGGCCAGACCGCCAGAGACAUAAGUGUGAGGUUGUCAGACGCCACUCCUUGCGAUACCAAAAACGCCUUUGAGGACGAGGUAAUAGGCAUGACGGGCGGCCUGCAGCCCCACCCCCCACAGGACAGAGCACUUGGCAGACAAAAGCUGCGGCUUCCUACCGCUGGAUGGAAAAAAACCCUGUCGUCAGUGUGCUUCGCGGCGCUGUGUGCAUAUGGUUCACCGGACUCCCUGGUUCUGGGUCAGCAGCCACAGGGUCUGGCUCCUUCGGCAAGAGCGAUGAUGACGAUGAUGAGGGUGACGAAGGGUGCGAGCCCCAGCUCGUUCUCGGAGGGGGGGGGGGGGGAGGAAGAGGCGGAGGUGUUCAGGUUCACGUCUCCCCCUCACUCGGCCCGGCGGGGCCAGGGAGGUGUUGACCAGGGGCCGAUGCAGACGAAGCGGGGCCCCGAGCUGCUGAUUGAAACCCGCAGGCCCCGACUCUCCUAUUCCCUCCUGCUCAUCACCAUCAUCAUCAUCGUCAUCAUCAUCGUCUUCGUCACCUGGUACAGGGAAGUGGUGGUAACCAUAGAGACGGCAGUAACCAGGGACACGCUGGUAACCAGGUACACAGUGUCAACCAGGGACCCGGUGUCAACCAGGUACAGGGUGGUAACCAGGUACAGGGUGGUAACCAGGGACAGGGUGGUAACCAGGGACACGGUGGUAACCAGGGACAGGGUGGUAACCAGGGACGCGGUGGUAACCAGGGACGCGUUGGUAACCAGGGAGGCGGUGGUAACCAGGGACACAGUGGUAACCAGGGACACGUUGGUAACCAGGGACAGGGUGGUAACCAGGGACACGGUGGUAACCAGGGACGGGGUGGUAACCAGGGACGCGGUAGUAACCAGGGAGGCGGUGGUAACCAGGGACACGGUGGUAACCAGGGACACAAUGGUAACCAGGGACACGGUGGUAACCAGGGACACGGUGGCAACCAGGGACAAGGUGGUAACCAGGGACUCGGUGGUAACCAGAAGCAUGGUGGUAACCAGGGACGCGGUGGUAACCAGGGACGCGGUGGUAACCAGGGAGGCGGUGGUAACCAGGGACAGCUCUGUCCCGUGGGUGAUGGCCAGGCCCAGGAGCACCAGAGGAGCACAGCGUCGCUCUGCAGGAGUUCUCUCCGUGAAGUCCUCCCCGGAGAACUGGUGCAGCACAAGUCUGCGCCGGGGGAGCGAGGAGCGCGGCGACGACGGGGAGGAGGGGGGGGGGGCGGGCCCCGGGCCCCGGGGCCUCAGUGCCUCCCAGAUCCACCGCUGUGGCGUCAGCAUCAGCAUCAGCAGUGACGACGCCUCCUCCUUCUCCGGCGCCCCCCCUCCUGCGCAGGGCUUCUACUACCAGAAGGAGAUGACCCCCCUCAGGUCCUCAAACCCAAGGGAAUGGAUGGAUGUUAUUAGUCCCCCCAUUUUCCCGGGAAGACGGCACGAGAAGACAGGGAGUGUGCAGCACCAUCACCGCAAUUUAAUCAGAGGCACAUAG
This is a messenger RNA of Gadus chalcogrammus (walleye pollock), 2472 nucleotides long. Its product is annotated as protein CFAP20DC-like. The transcript is spliced from 18 exons. The record is from RefSeq and is a predicted model, not a curated record. Lineage: Eukaryota; Metazoa; Chordata; Actinopteri; Gadiformes; Gadidae. The coding region runs from base 61 to 2472 and encodes 803 amino acids.